Molecule: messenger RNA, 2548 nt
Organism: Tigriopus californicus
Lineage: Eukaryota; Metazoa; Arthropoda; Copepoda; Harpacticoida; Harpacticidae
Exons: 1
Coding region: 257-2341 (694 amino acids)
Source: RefSeq, a predicted model, not a curated record
GCCUAGCUGUCCCGGGCUGAAGGAAUCAGCCGAUGGAUCCAAGUACACUCUACUUGAUGUUUGAGUAGUGAGCAGAUCAACCUAAUCAACACACUUAUUACAAAGCAUGGCUGUUUAACCGGUCUCCACCUGGUCCACAACUACAUUGCCGCCAUUGCAGCCAGGCUGCACAAUAUUACCAGACACCAUUGCCGGGCAUGACAAAGGGUCGGGCACCCAGAGAUCUGCACUGACCUCUCCUCCGCAUCGGUUUGCCAUGAGUCGGGAGAUCAGUGAGAUUGAAGGGGACCCGCAACCGUCCAACGGGAAUGGACAGCAGGGUCAAAAUCUUAGGAAUGGUCCCUCGAAGACCAACGGCACAGUUGAGGUUGCAGGAGGGGAUCCAAGUAGGGUGGUAGGAGGGGCACGUCCCAAGGUUCGUUCACUGGUCUUGAAAUCCUCUUCACCCGUGUCGUUGCCCAAUGGGAUUUUGCCCUUGGGUGAGAGACGCAAUGGUUCCUCUGGAGCGGAUCUGGAGAGCCAAGGAGGCAAUGCCAGUGAUGGCAAUGACGACACGUUCGUAUACCGCUACAAAGGUGGCACAGGAGAUGGGAUUGGGGUUGGUAGUUAUGCGGCAGAUCUGCCCAAGUCGUUUUACACUCUGGACGUGGGGAGUGACAGUGAGCCGGGAUCAUACACACCGUCUUUGCCCGGGGUAACGGGUGCGGGACAGUCGAAUUUAAGCACAGAGUUGGCCGCACUGAUUCAGAGUGAAAUGGCUUGUGAGGAAGACCAGCGACGACUACGACAGAGGGCGCCCAAUGGAAGUGUCUUGAUCAAUGGAAGACGACCCAAUUCGCCAGAGAUGAUGGACUUCCUGGAGAUGGAUUUUGACGGUGGAUCUCAAAGUGAUUCCGACUCGAGAGAUAGUGGCCAAGGCGGGACGGAAACCAACAGCCUGUUAGAUGCAAUUCUGUAUGAUCCGGACGAUUUUGAACCGGGUGAGUCACGCCUCGAGAGCAUUCAAUUGCGACGGGGGAACUUGCCACUAGAGGAAUCCGCGGCCAACGGGCUUGACACCGCCGAAGCGACCUCUGAACAAGUACCUGCGCCCGCUCUUCUGCGUACUUCACAUGCGGGGAUUGUGGCAAGUUCGUCUGGUGUGACUUCGGCUCCGGCAGUCACCCCAGUCACUCCAGUCACGGAGCAACUGGCUCCCAUGGUCAGAUCAACGAGCUUGAAUUCUCCUUUGGCGUCUGCGACCAUCAGACCUGCCAGCUCUGGGCCUCUCGUGUUCUUAAAGUCCAAUUGCAUGGCGUGCACCAAGGCUGAUACGGGCAGUCUUCCAGCGAUUCAAGGACCUCAAUUGAAUUCAACAGAAAACCCGGAAGUGAAUCGAGUCGUGUGUGGUGCCAAGCUCCUUCAGCGUGAAAACUUCAUUUUCAGUCAGGCCCUUGGAAGCCCUCAAACCAAGUCGGUCUUCCUAACACCCGAGUCGAGAAACCCGAGUGAACCAUCCACUUAUCAGGCUGAGCCCCUCAUGGACAAAGUGAUGAUCUGGUCAGAAUCUGAGGCGUGCAAGCGACAAGUCUCUCAGAUUGGAAAAUCGGCCUGUGGUGCAACGUCCUUAAUCAAUGUUCUUCUAGCCCUUAACCAUCCGUUUUGUGUCGAUGACGUUAGUGCCAGCAUCAAGACCAGACUUCGAGCAGAAGGUGCGUCCUUGCCGCGAUAUCUAUUCUCCAGAUCCAAUGCUGGAGCCACUCACGAGGAUCUAAUGGAAGCCAUGAAAUCACUGUCUCAAGGUGAAGUGUGUUCCAGGUUCUUUCACUUGUUUCCAAGACGAAAGUUAUCUUUGUGCUCUUGGCUGUCGAAAUGGGUUCAAAAAGGUGCGGUUCCUGUGUUAACUUUGAACUGUCAACGUGAUACUUUUUUACCCGGCCAAACCAUUCCCGAUGCGUGGCAUCACCAAAUGGUCUUUGGUGUCGGCCCGAAAGGAAUUUAUUGUACGAAUCCCUUGGAAUGUGUUUCCGAAUCCAAUGCCAUGGAACAACUUUCCAGCCCCUCGGUGCUGUUGGUGCGCAGGAAGGACAUUGUCACGAGAUUUGACGAUUCUUGCGAUCUGGCCGAGUUUACCACCCACGAUGACGACAUGUGGGACAACUUCAAUGUGCUGGGUCAAGUUGUCAAUGUCCUCCGAGAGCAUCAAACCUUCGUAAGUGACCCUCAGAGCCAACUGGAGCUGACCCAACAUAUCAAGAUACCCGCAGCAUAUAAGUCGGGAGUGACCUUGUUCAUGAAGAGGGCCAACGAACACGUCCAAGAGCUUUUGACUUGCCCGGAUUUGGAGUUACUUCAAUCGUGACCGUGGCAGCCGGAAUGCAUCCAAGUGCUGUCCUUCUCGUUAUUGUGAUUUUGAUAAAUGGCCUGCUUUUGUAUGAAACUGGAACACUUGAAUCGGUUGAAGGAAAAAAAAACGGAAUAUGAUAUAUGAACGGAAUCAAAACCUCUCUCAUCAAAAUGGAUAUUUUUAUUGACGAUUAAAGUGGUUUGCAAUGUUAACAAAACAAAA